Molecule: messenger RNA, 2769 nt
Organism: Cryptococcus deneoformans JEC21
Lineage: Eukaryota; Fungi; Basidiomycota; Tremellomycetes; Tremellales; Cryptococcaceae
Product: plasma membrane protein, putative
Exons: 17
Coding region: 218-2554 (778 amino acids)
Cellular component (GO): membrane
Source: RefSeq, a predicted model, not a curated record
GCCGAGGAUUGGCCGUUCCUGGUACUCGUAUGAAUUUUCUCGACCUCUGCUCAAACUUGACCCUCGUCUACAACUAUAUCCAGCCGAACAGGGCACCAGGCCACAGCUUCGACGACUUGUCAGAUCAGUCGCCGAGAAUCAAGCGAAAGCAGUGUUCUUCCCAACUUUUCGCCCCUUUUCCGUCUCUCAUCUGCAUUGAUAUCGUCCAGCAGGAAACAUGGACUACACCUCUCUCCGAACCAAACACCGUGCAGAGCACCUCGCACGAGACGCUGCCGCAGCAUCUCAUGCCUCAUACUACGCGCACCCAGCCCUUCACAUCCACACAUACCUCGACAAGUCAAAGCCUGCUGUAGUGACACAGGAAGGUAAGGUUGUCGGUGCGCUCAACGAUCCAGCUCAACCUCUGGCCCAAUCUCCGGCGCCCGAAACGCUCGGCGAAGCACCGCCCACAGGUGCCCCUACCAAACCAGGAGAGCAUGUUCACAAUAUUCCGCAAGUGAAUGCCAACACCGACGAAGCGAGAAAGGUUGGAACUGAAGGUACCAAGGAGGAAGAAGGCGGUAAGGAAGAUGCCGGUGCUCCUAGUGGGCUUGAUAAAGGUGCUUUGGAGGUUGGCGGCGAAGCAGGAGGGACAAAGACCUCCCCUGGCCCUACUGCUGAAGAGGUUGCUAGACAUGCCCAUAUGAUUGGUGAUAAGGCUAAUAUGGCUGCGCUUGGUGUUCCAAAUGGUAGGCCGGGUAUGGAGAGGCACUGGAGUGUGAGCGGGAAAAUGCAGCCGCAUUUGCAGUUGAUGUGUGGACCUUUAUUGGCGUACUACACUGUCAAGGAUAAUGUCUGGCAAGGUGCUGCCAUGGUGGUCGUCCGCGAUGAAGGUUCUGUGCUUGAUCCUCCGCCAUACCUCAAGCUUUCAUUCCACCCUUACACCCCUCCUUCUGCUGAACAGCCCACCCUCUAUGAACCAGAGAUACAGCUGCUUCCUCCGACUACCAUUGGCUCACAGAACAUCUUCACCUACAACUCUCCAGAAGGUAAUAUGAGCUUCCACAGAUUCAUCAUGGAAAUCCCCCUGCAAAAGAUACAAACGGCUGUCCGAUAUAGGUUGAAUGGGGGUGCCGGAAUGGAUUUCAUCGUUCCUGCCUUGGGUCAAAACAUGCGUUGGGCAGCCCACAGCUGUAAUGGUUUCUCAUCCGGUGUCAAUCCUGACGACUUUAAGGGUCCUUACCCCUCAGGUUACGACCCUGUCUGGGAAGACUUGCUCCUAAAACACCAAGAAAAGGCUUUCCAUUGUAUGGUUGGGGGAGGGGAUCAGAUUUACUGUGAUGCUGUAACAAGAGAGCCCGAGUUACAGAGCUGGAUUAAUGCGCCCACUAGGAAGAGCAAGCUUGGCCACCCUUUGACCGAUGAGAUGAGAAUAGCAAUUGAUAGAUUUUACUUCAACCACUAUUGCAAGAUUUUCAGGAGCAAUGCCUUUGGUCGUGCCAAUUCUACUAUUCCUAUGGUGAACAUGCUUGAUGAUCAUGAUCUGAUCGAUGGUUUCGGAACAUACGACGACGAAACGCAGAGUGCCGCAGUGAUGUCGUUUGUGGGGAGCCGAGGCUACUUUUGGUUUCUCCUGUUUCAACUUUUCAUUUGUGAUGCGUUUGAUGGUGUAAACCCAGUCCCCGGAACUCAUGCCGUCAAAUCUCUCAUUAUCGGGGACAAGAAUGGUCCCUGGAUUCCUUUCCCUUCUCACUCCCUCCUCAUCUACCUCGGCCCCAAGGUCACCCUUCUGGCUCUUGAUUGCCGUGCUGAACGCAAGUUAACUGAGAUCUGUCGACCAGAGUCGUAUGCCAAGGUUUUCAACGAGGUAAAGAAGGUGCAAGGGAUUGAGCAGCUGGUCAUCCUUCUGGGUGUGCCCAUUGCCUACCCACGAAUGUCUUUCCUGGAACACUUCCUCGAACUGAAAUGGAACCCCAUCAACAUCCUUGCUCGACACAACGCCCUCGGUCUCGGCAGUAUGGUCAACAAGUUCAAUCAAGCAUCCGAACUUCUCGACGACUUGAACGACCACUGGUGCGCAAACACUCACAAAAAGGAACGAAAUUGGCUAGUACUCGAAUGUCAAGAACUUGCCAAACAACUGCACGCGCGUAUCACCUUUUUGAGUGGUGACGUUCACCUUGCGGCUGUUGGAUGCUUAUUCACAAAGAAGAAGAAGGGUGCCAAAGAGUUAAAACCGGAGCAAGAUUGGAGAUACAUGUUGAACGUGAUUACGAGUGCGAUUGUCAAUACGCCUCCUCCUGCAGGCGCUGCGAAGUUGGUGGCCAUGCUGGGCGGGCAUAGGCAUAGGACUUUGCAUCACAAGGACACAGAUGAACACAUGAUGCCACUUUUUGGAAAAGAUACCGAUGGCUCAAAACUCAGCCGCAAAUUUGUUCAGCCUCGAAGAAAUUAUGCGAUAGUAGAAUAUACCUCUCAGUCCGAGCUCCUCUUUGACAUACGCGUUGAAAAGAGUCAGGGUGCCGGCGAAACUGUCAGUUAUCCCGUUACUGCGCCUGCGCCCAAGUGGUAAGGAGUGGAAUGAGAGAAUAACUUUUUGAGGGCUUCCGAUGGUGGGAUUUUGGCAUUGUGAUACUGUAUCGGAAGUGAGAGAGGAGAGACGAUAUGUUUAUAUCUCGGAAAGAAUUUAAUUGAAUGCCCAUGGCUUGCCACUGAUCGAUAUUUAGAAGUAGUUGAUGACCGUACCGUACAUGGCCUAUAGCUCAUCAUGCAUCAUGUAUAUGGAAC